AUUUUAUCAAGCUCGUUUCAGAGAAGUAUCACUAGGCUUAAUUUUCAUUAUUUCUUCUAGUUCUUUGAUUUAUUUCCAGCAUGGCCAUCCCUGUGAUAGAUAUGGGAAAUUUCAAUGGAGAAGGUAGAGAAGAUGUCAUGGCUCAGAUUGCAAAUGCUUGUGAGACUCCUGGAUUCUUUCAGCUUUUGAACCAUGGCAUAAGCCACAGUCUGAUGGAUCGUGUCAAGAAGUUGUGCAAAGAGGACUACAAGCUUAACAGGGAGGAAAGCUUCAACGAGUCUUCCAUUGUAAAAGGGCUGAACAAUCUGAUAUUGGACGAACAGAUGGGCAAAAUUCCUACAGAAUCACAGAAGAUUAGUGAUGUUGAUUGGGAAGACAUUUUCAUGAUUAGCGACCUGCAAAAGACAAGUUCCUGGCCAGCACAGCCCAGCGAUUUCAAGGAAACCAUUGAGGAAUUCCAGCAAGAGAUCUACAAACUUGCAGAGAAACUGCUGGAGAUAAUAGGCUUAAACUUAGGACUGGAGAAGAGUUAUAUAAAAGAGGCAUUUGCAGGAGGAGAGAAGCCAUUCUUCGGCACCAAAGUGAGUCAUUAUCCUCCAUGCUCAAGACCAGAUCUCAUCGAUGGUCUGCGUGCACACACAGAUGCAGGUGGCCUCAUUCUUCUCUUCCAAGAUGACGAGGUACCCGGUCUUCAAGUCCUGAGUGAGGGGCAAUGGAUUGAUGUGGAGCCUCUGCCUUACUCCAUAGUCAUAGACAUUGGAGACCAGUUGGAAGUGGUAAGUGGAGGGAAAUACAAGAGUGCAUGGCAUCGUAUUCUUCCCACCAAAGAUGGAAACCGAUUAUCAGUCGCAUCAUUCUACAAUCCUGCUCUCAAUGCACUGGUCUACCCUGCUGCCUCUCUUGCCCUAGAAGAGAAAACUCAGCCCAUGGUUCAAGAAAAUGGAGGGGAUCAUGUUUCUACAUUUUAUCCAAAGUUCUCUUUUGGGGAUUAUAUGAAUGUUUACGGUCAGCAGAAAUAUGAUGCCAAAGAGCCACGAUUUGAAGCCAUGAGAGCACUGUCUGAGCAAGCCUAUUAAAGUGAAAAUGUUCCAUGUACCAGCUUAUCUCUUUAGUUAAUUUGUUCUUGGGAAAUAGCUGGGGUGUGCAAAUUUACAAAACUUAUAUUUGUACUGUGUGUAACUGUUUCAUGUAAUGGCGUGACUAUAGUGAGUGUACUAGCUAGUAUAUAUUGAUACCCACUGAAAUACGAAGUAGAGGGCUAUAAUGUAAGAGUACAUAUAGCGAGAAUCUGUACCAGUUGGCUUUUUGGAGCCAGUUUAGCUUCUGCGCUGUUAUAAUAUGAUGUACGUUUAUACUGGUUUUCUUAA
Cryptomeria japonica (Japanese cedar) is the source of this 1367-nucleotide messenger RNA. Its product is annotated as 1-aminocyclopropane-1-carboxylate oxidase. Lineage: Eukaryota; Viridiplantae; Streptophyta; Pinopsida; Cupressales; Cupressaceae. Bases 81 to 1076 code for a protein of 331 amino acids. The transcript has 3 exons. The record is from RefSeq and is a predicted model, not a curated record.